GGAGCAUUCGUGAUAAGAUCGGCAAAAAAGGCAGAAAAAAUGUCUUUGAAUGUCGGGGUGCUGGGGCAUGUGGAUAGUGGGAAGACAACUUUGACAAGAGCUCUCGCUGAAAUGGCAUCAACUUCAGCAUUCGACAAGCACGCUGAAAGUGGUGGAAGGAGAAAUACUCUUGAUCUUGGUUUUUCUUCUUUAACUGUUGCCGGGCGUAGACUUGCUCUGGUCGAUUGUCCAGGUCAUGCUGGUCUCAUAAAAGCCGUGUUGGCUGCAAGUACCGUUUUCGAUAUGGCGUUAGUGGUAGUGGAUGCAUCAUCUGGUAUUCAACCGCAGACUUCGGAACAUCUCCUGCUAUGUUCUAUCUUUUGUCCAAACCGAGUAGUGAUAGUGCUGAACAAGAUCGAUUUGGUGAAGAAGGAUGAGGUGAUGUACAUUCUCUACCAGAGUGCUCGGGAAGUUUCGAGGGAAAUUUGCUCAUUCUGA
Molecule: messenger RNA, 477 nt
Organism: Haemonchus placei
Lineage: Eukaryota; Metazoa; Nematoda; Chromadorea; Rhabditida; Trichostrongylidae
Source: the annotation of a GenBank genome assembly